GGUGUCACCUCAUGACCCCUGAUAGGAGUUACAUAUAUUGAUACAUGCCUUUUUUCUUGCAUUUGAUAAAAUGCAGGUGCUUCUACCCCAUUAUUAUUUUGUCUGUAGAACCAAACAAAUUUUAAUCAUUUUCCUCCAUUUUAUUUCUCCUUUGAUCCUCAAUUCCUCUUGUUUGCUAAUCUCCAGUAAGUGAGAAGAUGAAGGAAGAGAUGGCAGAGUAUGUUCCUCUAUCUCAAAUGGAGGAUUCAGAGAAGCAAAAUUCUUCUCUGAUUCCAAUUAAAAGUAGAAAAAAGGGUGGAUUAAUUACCAUUCCUUUUAUCAUAGCAAAUGAAGCACUGGAGAGUGUGGCGAGCUAUGGGCUUUUACCAAAUAUGACAUUUUAUCUGAUGAGAGAAUACAGGAUGGACAUUACUACAACUCAAAAUCUUCUAUUUUUCUGGUCAGCUGCUACCAAUUUUUUGCCUAUUGUUGGAGCUGUUGUUGCUGAUUCAUAUUUAGGUCGGUUCCUCACUAUUGGCCUUGGUUCCAUCUUCAGUUUCAUGGUCACUGUAAAAUCAACCACGGAAGCUUGGCCGAUGGGAACUGUAGUGUUGUGGUUAACAGCAAUGAUUCCGAGAGCAAGGCCUCCGCCUUGUAAUCAAUCAGGACAGGCUUGUAAAUCUACAACGACAUCACAAUACAUGCUCUUGGUUUUCUCAUUUCUGCUCAUGUCAAUUGGUGCUGGAGGUAUAAGAUCGUCUUCUUUAGCAUUUGGUGCUAACCAGUUAGACAAGGGAGAUAAUAAUCCCAACAAGUAUAAGAUGAUGGAGAGCUUCUUUACCUGGUAUUAUACUUUAUGCGUAGCUUCUGUUUUGAUUGCCCUGACGGGCAUCGUUUACCUACAAGACAGACUGGGGUGGAAAGUAGGUUUUGGAGUUCCUGCCAUCCUCAUGUUCUUAUCCGCUCUGUCUUUCUACCUUGCCUCUCCAUUUUAUAUCAAGCCAAAGGUUCGCUCAAAUGUGUUUGCCAGCUUUAUACAAGUAAUUGUCGUUGCCUGCAAGAAUAGGGAACUACAUUACCCCAAUCAGAACUCUGAUUAUCAUCACAAGAAUGGUUCAGGACAUCAAGUGCCAACGGAGAAAUUGAGAUUCUUAAACAAAGCUUGCAUCAUUAAAAGACCUGAAGAUGUUAAGCCAAAUGGAGUUGCAGCCAAUCCAUGGAACCUUUGCACAGUGGAGCAAGUUGAGGAGCUAAAAGCCCUCAUUAGAGUCUUGCCAUUGUGGUCAACGGGGAUCAUGAUAUCAAUAAACAUGAGCCAAAGUUCAUUCCCUUUAUUACAAGCUCAAUCCAUGGAUAGACAUCUAACUAAAGGGUUUGAAAUUCCAGCAGGAUCAUUUGGGAUGUUUAUGAUGAUUGCAUUAACAAUUUGGGUUUUUCUCUAUGACCGAGUGAUGCUUCCAUUGGCAUCAAAGAUAAAAGGAAGACCAGUUCGUCUAAAACCUAUAGUCAGAAUGGGAAUUGGCAUAUUUGUCUCUUGCAUGUCCAUGGUAGUCUCUGGUAUUAUUGAACAUGUUCGACGAAGAAAAGCAAUCUAUCAAGGGCUGUUGAACAACUCGCAGGGUUUGGUGGAGAUGUCAGCAUUGUGGCUCAUAAUACCAAACUGUUUAAAUGGGAUAGCAGAGGCAUUCAGCUCGAUCGGCUCCACAGAGUUCUAUUAUUCGGAGUUACCAAGGAGUAUGUCAAGUAUUGCAUCAGCUCUUUUAGGAUUGGGAAUGGCAGUGGCAAGUCUUUUAGCAAGUGUGAUUUUGAGUGCUGCGGAUAAGUACACCAAAGGAGAAGGGAAAGAAAGUUGGGUUUCAAGCAAUAUCAACAAGGGACACUAUGAGUAUUACUACUGGUUUCUUGCUCUAUUGACAGCUUUCAAUCUGAUUUAUUUUGUGGCUUGUUGCUGGCAUUAUGGAACCUCUGUUGAAGUUGACAUCACUAUCAAAAUGAUGGAGCUUAGUGAUGAUGAUGACUGAUUAGUUUUGCCAAAUUCGUUCUUUUGGGCCCCAAAAAAUUCAGGAUGAUUUGACAAGUAUGCUUAUUACAUUUAUUUAACUAGUUUCUGGGAAUGUGCGUUAUCAUUCACCUCAAAAAACUUGAUAAAAUGUUUGUAUUGUAAAUAAUAAAUUAGAAUGUACAUAUAUUAUUCGA
Messenger RNA from Solanum pennellii, 2175 nucleotides. RefSeq names its product protein NRT1/ PTR FAMILY 1.2-like. Gene Ontology annotation, biological process: oligopeptide transport; transmembrane transport. Gene Ontology annotation, molecular function: transmembrane transporter activity. The coding region runs from base 198 to 2000 and encodes 600 amino acids. The transcript is spliced from 4 exons. The record is from RefSeq and is a predicted model, not a curated record. NCBI's taxonomy places the organism in Eukaryota, Viridiplantae, Streptophyta, Magnoliopsida, Solanales, Solanaceae. Gene Ontology annotation, cellular component: plasma membrane.